Triticum urartu is the source of this 2031-nucleotide messenger RNA. It is a transcript of the gene CYP86C1, whose product is annotated as cytochrome P450, family 86, subfamily C, polypeptide 1. The record is from RefSeq and is a predicted model, not a curated record. Gene Ontology annotation, molecular function: monooxygenase activity; heme binding; oxidoreductase activity, acting on paired donors, with incorporation or reduction of molecular oxygen. NCBI's taxonomy places the organism in Eukaryota, Viridiplantae, Streptophyta, Magnoliopsida, Poales, Poaceae.
CGACUCAAAGCUCAUCUCGAAUGUGCACGAUGAAGCACGCCCACACCUAAGCAGGUGCAAGCUCGAUCGCACACUUCAGUACUUCACUACACGCAGUACGUGCUGCUUCUCUAGCAGCGUAUACCUAACACAUCGUCGUCACCACCGUACUCUCUCACUCACGCGCGGUCCGCCGGCGAUGGCGGGUAGGACGUUCGUGGACGUUGCGGUGCGCGCCAUGCAGGAGUACGUGCGGGUGUCCGACCUGGCCCUAGCCGCCGCGGUGCUCUUCGCGUGCAAGGCCGCCACGACCCGCCUGAAGUCGCGGGGCAGACCCAUGCUGUGGCCGGUGUUCGGCAUCAUCCCCACCCUCUUCGCGCACCUCGACGACAUCUACGACUGGGGCGCCGCCGCGCUAGCUCGCUCCGGGGGCACGUUCCCGUACCGCGGCAUGUGGGGCGGGGGCUCCUCGGGCGUCAUCACGUCCGUGCCGGCCAACGUCGAGCACGUGCUUAAGACCAACUUCUCCAACUACCCCAAGGGGCCCUACUACCGCGAGCGAUUCGUGGAGCUGCUCGGCGACGGCAUCUUCAACGCCGACGGCGAGGCGUGGCGCGCGCAGCGCCGCGCCGCCACGACUGAGAUGCACUCGGCGCAGUUCCUCGAGUUCUCGGCCAGGACCGUCGAGCAGCUGGUGCACGGCCGGCUGAUGCCGCUGCUGCAGCAGCAGCAGAGCCAGGGUGGCGUGACCGUGGACCUCCAGGAGGUCCUCCUCCGGUUCACGUUCGACAACAUCUGCGCCGCGGCGUUCGGGGUGGACGCCGGGUGCCUCGCGGACGGCCUCCCGGACGUGCCGUUCGCGCGCGCCUUCGAGCGCGCCACGGAGCUCUCCCUCGCCCGGUUCGUCACGCCGCCCUUCGUCUGGAAGGCCAAGCGGCUCCUCUGCGUCGGCGGCGAGCGGCGCCUCGCGGAGGCCGCGCGCUCCGUGCGGGAGUUCGCCGAGUGGGCCGUCUCCGAGCGCCGGACCGAGCUGCGCAAGAUCGGGAGCCUGCAAGACCGCUGCGACCUCCUGUCCCGCCUCAUGUCCUCCUCGACGGGCCACUCGGACGAGUUCCUCCGCGACUUCUGCAUCAGCUUCAUCCUCGCCGGGCGCGACACCAGCUCCGUCGCGCUCGUCUGGUUCUUCUGGCUCCUGGCGUCCCACCCGGACGUCGAGGCACGCGUCCUUGACGACGUGCGGGCCGCCGACGGCGACGUCGGGAAGAUGGACUACCUCCACGCGGCGCUGACGGAGUCGAUGCGCCUCUACCCGCCGGUGCCCGUGGACUUCAAGGAGGCGCUCCAGGACGACGUGCUCCCGGACGGCACGGCGAUCCGCGCGCGCCAGCGGGUGAUCUACAACACGUACGCGAUCGGACGGGACCCGGCGGCGUGGGGGGAGGACUGCCUGGAGUUCCGCCCGGAGCGGUGGAUGAAGGGCGGAGACUUUGCUGGCGGCGCCGAGAGCCCGUUCAAGUACGUGGUGUUCAACGCCGGGCCGAGGCUGUGCGUGGGCAAGCGGUUCGCGUACACGCAGAUGAAGACUUUGGCGGCGGCGGUGCUGGAGACGUUCGCGGUGGAGGUGGCGCCCGGGCAGGCGGUGAAGCCCAAGCUCAACACCACGCUGUACAUGAAGAACGGCCUCAUGGUGAGCUUCAGGAGGAGGGAGCAGCAGCAGGUCCAUUGCACCACCGUGGCUGCGCAAGAAUGAUGGAUCAUGCCCUGCUUUGAACAGAAGUAAACUUAAAGGAAUGUGAUACAGAUCUCUGAAGGUUCGCUUUCAACCAUGCAGGCAAUUUGAUCAAGACGUUCGAGACGAGUGUAUAAUUACUGCUACAUAUAUUGCCUCUACUUUAUAUUUCUCUGCUCCUCUCUCCGCCUCUGUGUGAUCCUUGCUUUUCACCAAUUAUCGCGUCCACAUGCGGUAAAGUUAUACCGUUUCUCGUUAAAUAUGUUGUUAUACAUGAGUUUGGCAAAUACUGUAUUGAUUUGGAAUUCGAUUUGAUUUUGAUA